This is a messenger RNA of Lynx canadensis (Canada lynx), 3273 nucleotides long. It is a transcript of the gene PLCD3, whose product is annotated as phospholipase C delta 3. The record is from RefSeq and is a predicted model, not a curated record. Bases 458 to 2635 code for a protein of 725 amino acids. The transcript is spliced from 15 exons. Gene Ontology annotation, biological process: intracellular signal transduction; lipid metabolic process. Gene Ontology annotation, molecular function: phosphatidylinositol-4,5-bisphosphate phospholipase C activity. NCBI's taxonomy places the organism in Eukaryota, Metazoa, Chordata, Mammalia, Carnivora, Felidae.
CCUCCAACCCUGCAGCCCCCACAGGGGUUGCAGCAGCCACAUAGCACUGGUAGGACUGGUCUAACUGGUGAGAAGACUGCCCUUGGAGUCAGAAGGGCAGAGUUCCCGGCUCAGGUUUGGGGGAAGUCACUGCAGGGAAGAAAUGUAACUGUGGCUUAUUAAGCAUCUCCCAGAGACUGGCCUGGCCCCGGGUAGUUACAUCGGUGGCAUCAUUCAAUUUUCCUCACCCUCCUGAGAGGUAUCCUGUAUAAUUCCCCUUUCACAGAUGAGAAAACCGAUUCAGAGAAGGCGAAGAAUUUGCCAAUGACCCCACAGCUUGCUAAGGGCAAAGGCUGGCAUGGUGGCUGUGCCCAGCCACGCUGCCCCUGCGACCCUCUCAGAGUCUGAGCAAAGUGUGAUCGACUGGCUGGUUGAGUGGCUUGAAUGAGGCCUGACGGAGGACGAGGACGUGCGCGCCAUGCUGCGGGGCUCCCGUCUCUGCAAGAUCCGCUCACGGACGUGGCACAAGGAGCGGCUGUACCGGCUGCAGGAGGACGGCCUGAGCGUGUGGUUCCAGCGGCGCAUCCCGCGCGCGCCGUCGCAGCACAUCUUCUUCGUGCAGCACAUCGAGGCGGUCCGCGAGGGCCACCAGUCCGAGGGCCUGCGACGCUUCGGGGGCGCCUUCCCGCCGGCGCGCUGCCUCACCAUCGCCUUCAAGGGCCGCCGCAAGAACCUGGACCUGGCGGCGGCCACCCCGGAGGAGGCGCAGCGCUGGGUGCGCGGUCUGGCCAAGCUGCGCGCGCGCCUCGACGCCAUGAGCCAGCGCGAGCGCCUCGAUCACUGGAUCCACUCCUAUCUGCACCGGGCCGACUCGAACCAGGACAGUAAGAUGAGCUUCAAGGAGAUCAAGAGCCUGCUCAGAAUGGUCAACGUGGACAUGAACGACAUGUAUGCCUACCGCCUCUUCAAGGAAUGCGACCACUCCAACAAUGAGCGGCUGGAGGGGGCUGAGAUUGAGGAGUUUCUGAGGCGGCUGCUGAAACGCCCCGAGUUGGAGGAGAUCUUCCAUCGGUAUUCCGGCGAGGACCGCGUGCUGAGCGCCCCUGAGCUGUUGGAGUUCCUGGAGGACCAGGGCGAGGAUGGCGCCACACUGGCCCAUGCCCAGCAGCUCAUCCACACCUAUGAGCUCAAUGAGACAGCCAAGCAGCAUGAGCUGAUGACACUGGAUGGCUUCAUGAUGUACCUGUUGUCACCCGAAGGGGCUGCUCUGGACCCAGCCCACACAUGUGUGUUCCAGGACAUGGACCAGCCCCUCUCCCACUACUUCAUCUCCUCCUCGCACAAUACCUAUCUGACUGACUCUCAGAUUGGGGGGCCCAGCAGCACCGAGGCCUAUGUUAGGGCCUUUGCACAGGGGUGCCGCUGUGUGGAGCUAGACUGCUGGGAGGGGCCAGGAGGGGAGCCCGUCAUCUACCACGGCCACACCCUCACCUCCAAGAUCCUCUUCCGAGAUGUGGUCCAGGCUGUGCGUGACCACGCCUUCACUCUGUCCCCAUACCCUGUCAUCCUGUCCCUUGAGAACCACUGCGGGCUGGAGCAGCAGGCUGUCAUGGCCCGCCAUCUUCGCGCCAUCCUGGGAGACGUGCUGGUGACACAAGCGCUGGACUCCCAGAACCCCGAAGAGUUGCCAUCCCCAGAGCAGCUGAAGGGCCGGGUCCUGGUGAAGGGGAAGAAGCUGCCAGCUGCUCGGAGCGAGGACGGUCGAAUUCUGUCCGACCAGGAGGAGGAAGACGAAGAGGAAGAAGAGGCAGAGGCCACAGAACAGAGGCGGCGGCUCAUCUCCCAGGCCAAGCAGAUCUCCCCUGAGCUGUCGGCCCUGGCCGUGUACUGCUGUGCCACCCGCCUGCGGACCCUGCGCCCCAACCCGGUCCCACCCCAGCCCUGCCAGGUCAGCUCCCUCAGCGAGCGCAAGGCCAAGAAGCUCAUCCGAGAGGCAGGGAACAGCUUCGUCAGGCACAAUACCCGACAACUGACCCGUGUCUACCCACUGGGGCUGCGGAUGAACUCCGCCAACUACAGCCCCCAGGAGAUGUGGAACUCAGGCUGUCAGCUUGUGGCCUUGAACUUCCAGACACCAGGCUACGAGAUGGACCUCAAUGCUGGCCGCUUCCUCAUCAACGGGCAGUGCGGCUACAUCCUGAAACCUGCCUGCCUGCGACAGCCUGACACAACUUUUGACCCUGAGUGUCCUGGACCCCCCAGAACUACUCUCACCAUCCAGGUUCUGACUGCGCAGCAGCUGCCCAAGCUGAACACCGAGAAGCCAAACUCCAUCGUGGACCCCCUGGUGCGUGUCGAGAUCCACGGGGUGCCCGCAGACUGUGCUCGAAAGGAGACCAACUACGUGCUCAACAAUGGCUUCAACCCCCGCUGGGGGCAGACCCUGCAGUUCCAGCUGCGGGCUCCAGAGCUGGUCCUGGUCCGGUUCGUGGUAGAAGAUUAUGACACCACCUCCCCCAAUGACUUUGUGGGCCAGUUUACACUGCCUCUCAACAGCCUGAAGCAAGGGUACCGCCACAUCCACCUGCUUUCCAAGGACGGGGCCUCACUGUCACCAGCCACACUCUUCGUCCACAUCCGCAUCCAGCGCUUCUGAGAGCCGGACUGACCCACCCUGGGGUUGCUCGGGUGCCAGUCUACACCCCGUGGCGGAGGCUCUCUCCUCCGCAGUAGAGGGGUGGUGGGAGGACCAGCCCCUCCAGCCUGCUAGCCCUGCCCACUGGCUAGACUCCAGUCUCAACUGGGUGCUGGGGGGGGUGGCCUUGGCCCCUCCUGAGAACAGGCAUCAGCGCUUUCUCCUACAACCCUGGAGCCUUGAGAUGGCCCCCACUCCUUGGAUUCUCGGCCCACUCCCUCGUCGUGGCUCGUGAAGAGCGAGGCCUGUCGUUGCCAGAUUUGAGGAAGACACAUGAGCCUUGAACUCCUCUCUGCCCCCCCGGGGGGAGGCCAUCCCAGCCUCCUUCCCCCAGAGUGUCCAGCCCCCUCCUUGUCCCCCAGUCCACGCCAGGCCUUAGUGCCCCCGAAGGCCCUCCCCUGGCUAGGUUUUCCUGGGCUCCUCCCUCAAGCUCUUGAACCUGAGCUCCCUUCCCAUCUUAAGAAGGGAAAGCCGAGGAAACCUGGGAGUAGGUUUCAACUUGUGCCACAGAAGAGCCCUGGAGCAGACAGAACAAGACCAUUGGUUUAAAAAAAUAAAGAAGCACGGGCGCCUGGGUGGCUCAGUCAGUUAAGCGUCUC